Messenger RNA from Oppiella nova, 639 nucleotides. The record is from the annotation of a GenBank genome assembly. NCBI's taxonomy places the organism in Eukaryota, Metazoa, Arthropoda, Arachnida, Sarcoptiformes, Oppiidae.
AUAAUGAAUGUGAUGCAGAGAUACCCGGAUUUGUAUCCAAACAGCGCCGAUACUGUGAAGGAUUCCGUGCUAUUCUAUCACCGACUCGUCGAGACCUAUAAGUAUGCGUUCGCUAAGCGAUCCCAUUUAGAGGACAGUCACACCAGUAAAGUAUUGGAAGUGUUGGAACAGUUGACGUCCAAUGACUUCGCGAAGAAUGUGAGCGCUUAUAUCGAUGACUCGCAAACAUUCAAAAGUGACUCCGGUCAUUACGACAAAACACCCGUCUUUAUGUCUGAAGAUCACGGAACAGCCCACGCGUCUGUUGUGGACUCUCUCGGCAAUGUUGUGGCCGUCACCACAACUGUUAACUCAUAUUUUGGUUCAAAAGUGAUGUCUCCACAGACAGGAAUCCUAUUUAACAAUCAAAUGGAUGACUUUACUACCGGUGCCACCAAUGACUUUGGUAUUCCAGACUCUGAUGCAAAUUGGGUGACAGCGGGUCGUCGCCCACUAUCGUCGAUGUGUCCGACAAUAUUCACCGAUACUAACGGCUUACGACUCGUGAUCGGCGGAAGUGGUGGACCAAAGAUCACGACAGCCGUGGCCUCCGUCUCAAUGAGGAACUUAUGGUUUGGCGAAAAUAUCAAACAAGCGAUC